UCCAAUAGGACUAAUAACCACAUACAGGUACGUACAGGAGAUGUUCCUGUCGUGAUGAAGGGAGGAUAGGGUUCUUGUGGGUAAGAGAUUUGAACGCAUUUGAGUUGAGGGGGAAAAUGUCCAAUGUGAAAGGGAGACAUCUACAUCUCCUACUCCAUUCAUCCAUUGCUACCUGUUUCUCUUUGUCCAUCGUAGCUUAUCCUUCCUUCACAUGUCUUUAGCAUUCAUACAUUAGACUCCAUGUGAAAACUAUGAAACAAGGGAUCCCCAUGACCUGACCUUGACCAUGUGUCCAAUCAAAGUAGACUCUCUGUCUUUCCAAUUUGCAGGUCUUAAGUCUUAACGAAAGAGAUUUUCUUUGUGCCCAAUCCCACUCCCUCUCCAUUCUUUCCAACAGAAAACAAAAAACAAAAAAAAAAAAAAAAAAACAGAAGAAGAACUAAGAGGAUUUAGGGGAGAAAAAGAAGUCCAAAGGGUUUACACAAGCCACCAGAGUAUGAUUUUUCCUUUGGUUACUCUCUCUCUCGAGGCGCAGAUUAGCAAAAGGCCAACAAUUAGCGCAUGUUAGCAAGUAUAUAAAACAAAAACAAGUAGACAACUUCGAUAUUUUAUUAGAAUCCCGACCGUCUUCAGGUAAUGGCUGAAUGACUUUUCAAAAAUUCCAAUAGCUUGCCCCACUGUGAUUGUACUUGCCACGUGUCAAUCUAAAAUAUAUAAAUUAAUGAAAAGAGACUUGUCAAUUUGUCAUGGCUUUCGUUUUUUUUCUUUGCACUUUGUGCAGUAGGAGCGGUUUUCCCAGCAGCAGCAGAAGGAACAAGGAAGAGAGAAUGCCUCCAGAUCUCUAUGAUACGCCUCUUCACAUGCGCAUUUUAGCAAAAAGUUGAGUCACAUUUCUGCUCCGCCAUCUUCUUUCUCCUUCUCUGCUCUGACCCUAACCGGAGGAACAAAAAACCAAUCUCUCUAUCUGCUAAAACCCCAUUGACGAAUUCUUUGAACCCCUUCUCAAUCUACAAAUCUCUCUCUUCUCUCCUCUGGCAGUCUGGUCGUCCGCAUGUGCAAAUCCAAAACAGAUAUCGAUGCAGCGGAACCGGCCAGAAACUCGCGAACCUCCCGGACCCCUCGAACGCCCAGAACCCCUCGGCGACCUUUCGACAGCCCUAGAACUGCGAGAUCCUCAUUCACGAAUCCUUCAAGCAGCUAUAACACUAGCGGCAAUUACACGAUCGGUUCCAGCUACAAAGCUUCAUCGGCAACUUCGAUUUCCAGCAGAACUUCCCUCUCAGGCCUCCGACAUACCUUACCUGAGAAACCUCAGUUCUACGACUUGUCAGAAAUCUGCUCCGCCACCAACAAUUUUUCCAAGCGCCUCUCCAACGCCACCUGGAGAUGCAACCUGCAAGGCAAAGACGCCAUCAUCUUCCAACGCAAGUUCCGCCGCCCAAUCGAACCACUGCAGCUCCGCGAACGGCUUGCCUCCAUAUGCAGAGGCCAUCAUGUCACAAUCAUCAAGCUUCUCGGAAUUUCCAUCUCCGGCGACCACAUCUACCUCGUCUACGAAUACGUCGAAGGCGCUAGCCUCGCCGAUUGCCUCCGGAACCCUAAAAACCCUAAUUACACGGUACUCUCUACCUGGAUCUCGCGAAUGCAGAUCGCAACGGAUCUCGCUGACGGUCUCGAGUACAUUCACAGCAGCACAGGCUUAAAUGUGCGUUUCGUCCACAACCACAUCAAGAGUAGUAAUGUAAUCGUCACGGAGCCUUCACUCAACGCCAGAAUCUGCCACUUCGGUACCGCUGAACUGUGCGGAGAAAUCCCCGAAGACGAGCCAAAAGAACAGAGCGGGGAGAUUACGGAGGAGAAACCAUCGUCAAAAUACAAAAGAUCAAACAGCCGGGUGAUGAAAAUCGAAGGUACGAGAGGGUACAUGGCGCCGGAAUUCCAAACGACGGGGAUCCCGACGCAGAAAUCCGACGUGUUCGCGUUCGGAGUGGUGUUGCUGGAGCUUCUAUCGGGAGCAGAACCUCUCAAGUACAUGGUGGAUAGGGAGAGGGGUGAUUACAAGAGAAUCUCCGUGAUCGAGACGGCAACGGAAGCGGUGGCGAUGGAAUCAGGCACCGACGGGGAGGGAAGAAUACGGAGAUGGAUCGAUAAAAAACUUAACGAUUCGUUCCCGGUGGACGUGGCGGAGAAGAUUACACGCAUCGCCGUAGACUGCGUACAGGUGGAACCCGAUAAACGACCCGACAUGAAUAUAGUGGCCGGCAAGAUCUCGAAGCUUUAUUUAGAUUCGAAGACUUGGUCGGAGAAGAUGAAAAUUCCGACCAACAUCACGUUUUCGUUGGCUCCUCGAUAACCAUUCAAGACUUCUGGUCCAUUAAAAUUAAAAAAUUGAUUCGUUUUUUUUUAUAAUUCCGACUAGAUUUUAUUAAUUUUUGGUUCUUUAAAACAAAAUUGAUUGAGAUAUAUGAUUAAAUAAACAGUCUUGCUGUACAUUCUGUAAAUUUACACGAGAUUCGAAA
Molecule: messenger RNA, 2519 nt
Organism: Nelumbo nucifera (sacred lotus)
Lineage: Eukaryota; Viridiplantae; Streptophyta; Magnoliopsida; Proteales; Nelumbonaceae
Product: protein CYTOSOLIC ABA RECEPTOR KINASE 2-like
Biological process (GO): protein phosphorylation
Molecular function (GO): ATP binding; protein kinase activity
Source: RefSeq, a predicted model, not a curated record